This is a messenger RNA of Melospiza melodia melodia, 3033 nucleotides long. RefSeq names its product C-type lectin domain family 5 member A-like. The transcript is spliced from 9 exons. Bases 103 to 1113 code for a protein of 336 amino acids. The record is from RefSeq and is a predicted model, not a curated record. Lineage: Eukaryota; Metazoa; Chordata; Aves; Passeriformes; Passerellidae.
UUCCUGCUGAAGGUUGGAGAGGGGAGGGAGUUCUGAGUUGUCCCCAGCCCAGAGUGUCACUGUCACAGCAGCCGAGGCAGGAGAGAGCAGAGUGGAACCAGAAUGGCAGAAAAUGUCAUUAACUCUGACCGCAAAUUGCCUGAACCACCCAGAGCCAGGCUACACACCAUCCCUGAUGGCCCAGGUCAAAGCCAUUGUUCCAGAGCACGAGCUGCUGCUCUUGGAGCUGUCCUGCUUGUGAUCAUCCUCCUGCUGGCCAUAGCCCUGUAUCUGACACUCACCACGGGCAGCCAACAGGACUCAACAGCAUUGACCUCCAGCAGCCAAAAUGUCUCAGCACCAUUGUCCUCCAGCAGCCAAGAGGAAUCAACAGAGUCACCCCCAAGCCAUGAGGAGGCACCAGGAAGGAGUUGUUGUUCCACAACUCGAGUUGCUGUCCUGGUCACUGAGAUAAUCGUGCUCCUGCUCAUUGUUGUGUGUCAGGUACUCCCAUGUCAAAGCCAUUAUUCCAGAACACAAUUGUCUGUCCUGGUUGUUGUCCUGGUUCCCAUUGUAGUGGCCCUCACCCUGUCUUGGACACUCCCACAUGGUCAAACUGCGGGCAGCCAAAAGGGCUCAACAACAUUGUCUCCCACCAUUCAAGAGGACCCAACAACAUUGUCCCCUACCACUCAAGAGGACCCAACAACACUGUCCCACAUCCCUGAAAGGACACCAGGCUGCCCCACAGCAUGGAAGAAACAUGGCAGAAAAUGCUACUUCUUUUUUCCAGAGAGGGAAGCAAUGGACUGGAAUGCCUCCCGUGCAGAAUGCACUGCCAUGGGCUCAGACCUGGUGGUCAUUGACAGCAGGGAAGAGCUGAGCUAUAUGCUCUCACAAUCAAGCCAUAACUACUACUACCUUGGUCUCACACGCUCUGCAGAGGAGCAGAAGUGGAAGUGGAUCAACAACGUGGAACAUGACCCAGCCAUGUUCCGUAUAUUAGGACUUUACCGUGACUUGCACUGCACUGUGAUUGGAUUUGGUAAAGUAUCAAUUGCACCUUGUGCUGGAACCCGAGCAAUACAAAAUAUGUGUGAAAAAGCUGCAACAAUUUCCAACAGGCAUCUGUAGGAGAGCUAAAACCAUCAUGUGCACGAUGAUCUGUUCUGCCCAGCUUCCUGUAGGAACCAUGGAUGGGAUGUGUCCCAUUUCCUUUGAGCUGCCCAGUCUCUGCUCCCAGGCUCUCCUGCAGCCUCUCUCCAGCCUCGGGGCUGAGCUCAGCCCAGCCUGUCCCUGCUGCUGCCUGAGCCUGGAUGGAUCCCCUCUGGAAGAGCUGGCCCUGGCACACAGGAGCACUCUGGCACUGUCUCAUGCCAGGGGUGGCACUGCCAGGCAGGCACUGCCAGGGGACAGGAGUCCAGCCUGGGCACAGGGGUGAUCCCAAACACAUCCUGACUCAUCUGCAAGUCCCAUCCAGCGCCAGCCCUGUGUUCCCAGCUCUGCCUGGGCACAAGGAGAGCCUUCCCCACCUGGCCACAGCCUGGCCUUGCCUGCAGCCACAAGGGAAGGGCAGCACAGAUUUCUGGCUGGCAUCCUGGAGGGAAGGCCAACCCCACUCCUAGCCAGGAUGGACUUGAGAAAGUCAGGUGGGGGUGUGGAUAAUCCUUCCCCUGUCCCAGACUGUUGCAAGAGCACACAGGAUCCCAGAGCCUGGGAGGGGAAUGGGAAUCAGCCCAAGGGAAAGGAUCCUACAGCAGCACAGCUCUGGGCAUAAAAUCAGCCCCAGUCCUGUGUGGGGAAGGGAAGGAAUGUCAGAUCUCAGAUCUGCUGGGGAAGGGCACAGGAUGGAGACCAGCAGAGACUAGCAAGGCCGAGUCCCAAGAGAAGGUGAGCUGGAGAGAAAACAGGACAAUGAAACCCAGAGGGAUCUGUGAAGGAGCUGGCCAGAAGCAUGAGAGUGACCCACAGGGAAUGGCAACACAGUGCUCUGCCCUCUUUUCCUUGGAGAUGGGUCACAGGUGGAAAUGAUGCCUGAAGGCUUUCCUGCUCAGAAAUGUUCAAGCCAACAGCAGAAACAGGUGACACCAGGAAAACAGAGCUGUGAUCAUGAAAGAGGGAAUAUCACCUAAACUCUGCCGCUGUUCUUCAGUGACUCCUGGGACCCUGGGCCUCGUGUGACUGCAAGAAUAUUUCUUCUUGCUGUGUCCUUUAGGCAGAAUAAUUCCUCCUUUAUUGGUGCCUUUCAUGGCUCUCUCCUUUAGCUGCAGGGUAGAGAAAUCUCUGUGAAAUUUGUGAAACUCAUAGCCUGGUUUACCACCAGGUAAAAAAUUGUUCAGUCAAAAAAUCUAUAUACUGUAUGCUGUGACGUUUGGAAGGGAAAAUGGAAUCCCACAGGUAAAACUGUCUCUUUCUAAAUUAAAAGCACAUUGUGAUGUUCCUCACACCAGCCAUCCUCCUCACUCACUGCUUGCAUCAAAUGCUUUGGAAAUGUAUUUGCACUUCUUUCCCUGACUUUCCAUUCCCAGAGAACAGAGUAAGAACAUGGAGCUGGAGCAGAACAAUUCCAGUGUCAGACCCCAGGAUCUGUACUCCUAUUCCAGAAGGAAGCUGAGUUGGAAGGGCUCUUUGCUUGCACUCAUUUUACUGGAGAGAGUGGGAGAGCAUGUUGUGUUAUAGAUUUUUGCCUUCUAUUUUCAUAUUCCAGCUGCUGUGAUCACUUGGAUCAAGUGGGCUCUCCUGGAGGCAGGGCCAGGGAAAAGCCUCUUCCCUGGGAGCCACUGGGCCUCAGUUGGAGCCUUCAGCAGGCAGCAGAGGCAGCAGCUGUGCACCAGAGGGGUGGGAAGGGCAACCCACCCUGGGGCCACUGUGGAACUGCACAAACCCCAUCAAAUCCAGAAAGCCACAGGAAGACUCAGGACUCAGGAGCAACUACAGCUUGCAAGGAAAUCCCUACCAAGGGCAGAAGUUUAAAUGAAAGUGCUUUGUUUCCUCUGCCUGUGUGUUGUUCUUGUUCACAAUUCGCUGAUCUUGUGAGCUAAGUUUUACAAUAAA